AUGUCUUUGCAAAAUCUUCCGACCGAACUGUUAGAUCAGAUCUGCAGCCAUCUAGAGACGCGCGAUUUGAACUCACUUCGACUUACAUGCGAGGAAUUAUUACAAGAAUUUCAAAAGUUUUAUGGUGAUCAUCACCACGGGACAAUAUACAUGAUUGUCACAAGUGACGCACUCCGGCAGCUGCAACAGAUUGCCUAUCAUGAAAUUUUCAGGACUUGCGUUAAGAAACUUAUCAUUCUACCAAUUCUCUUCGAUGAUCACAAGCGAUUAUCAGAAGCCCGGUUGUUAGCCGAGUUCUCUGCGCGUAUUUCAUGCCGACCUGAAGAGCGAGAUGAUCUUCUCAGGAACCUGUACGAGGUACACGAAGCCAUAAUAACAGAUCACGAACUUGCUCUUAACUCGCUGUGA
Penicillium angulare is the source of this 408-nucleotide messenger RNA. RefSeq lists its product as uncharacterized. NCBI's taxonomy places the organism in Eukaryota, Fungi, Ascomycota, Eurotiomycetes, Eurotiales, Aspergillaceae. The transcript has a single exon. Bases 1 to 408 code for a protein of 135 amino acids. Gene Ontology annotation, molecular function: protein binding. The record is from RefSeq and is a predicted model, not a curated record.